Messenger RNA from Coregonus clupeaformis (lake whitefish), 1131 nucleotides. RefSeq names its product IST1 homolog. The transcript has 11 exons. NCBI's taxonomy places the organism in Eukaryota, Metazoa, Chordata, Actinopteri, Salmoniformes, Salmonidae. The coding region runs from base 199 to 1131 and encodes 310 amino acids. The record is from RefSeq and is a predicted model, not a curated record. Gene Ontology annotation, biological process: protein transport.
CAUUCACGGAAGUCAAACAACUCGACAAGUUGCUGUUUACCUAGCUGACGACCGUAACAGUCCUACCUGGCUGUAGUUACUGGUGUGGCCAUCAACCUGCUCACAUGAUGGUGAUGACUCACUAGGGUCGAAACCUCUCCUUAUUCCCUCAUCCCUGUCAUCUUCACGUUCUCUGAACAAAGGAUAGGUGAAAACAAUAUGCUGGCCAUCAUGCUUGGGGGAGGAUUUAAAGCAGAAAGACUCCGGGUCAAUCUCCGACUGGUGAUCAAUCGUCUGAAGCUCUUGGAGAAAAAGAAAACUGAGCUAGCUCAGAAGGCGCGGAAGGAGAUUGCAGACUAUCUGUCAACAGGGAAGGAUGAGCGAGCAAGGAUCCGUGUGGAGCACAUCAUCAGAGAGGACUACUUGGUAGAGGCCAUGGAGAUCCUAGAACUGUACUGUGACCUGCUGCUGGCUCGCUUUGGCCUCAUCCAGUCCAUGAAGGAGCUGGACCCUGGCCUGCAGGAGGCUGUGUCCACUCUCAUCUGGGCAGCCCCACGUCUGCAGUCUGAGGUCAACGAGCUCAAAAUUGUGUCUGACCAGCUGUGUGCCAAAUACAGCAAGGAGUAUGGCAAGCUCUGUAGGACAAACCAAAUCGGGACUGUCAAUGAUAGGCUCAUGCAUAAACUGAGUGUAGAGGCUCCUCCUAAGAUCCUGGUGGAGCGCUACCUCAUUGAGAUUGCCAAGAACUACAACGUGCCCUACGAGUCAGACGCCAUGGUCAGACCAGAGGGUGUGCAAGCAGGCGAGGAGGCUGACCCAUCGGGACGCGGGACUCUGGACUUCAAGAAGCCAGGCGGUGGAGGAGGUGGUGGAGGCGCCCGACCCGCUGGAGCCAUGCCCAUGGGCCCCCCAUCAGCGCCAGCUACCCAACACCCAAAGCGAGCAAUGCCCGGCCCCACAGGCCUCAACGGCCCCUCUGUUGGCACUAUGAUUUUAACAAACUUCCAGCCUCCAAUGAGGGAGGGCAGCCCCCUGAGCUGCCGAGCUGCCCCCCCCACCUACGAGUCUAUUGAUGAGCUGUCUAUUAAACCUUCUGGUCCAUCCCAGGUCUUGGCCCCGGCCUUCAUCCCAGAUUACGAUAACAACCCCUGA